AUGAUGGACGAAACUGACAAACAAUAUAAUCAAUUAUUUUUAGUUAAAGGUCAAACUAUUGUCAGUUCAUUACAAGGAAAUGAAUCAAUUGAAUUAUCUAAUAUAGUGAAUGAAAAUGAUAAUAAUUCAGAUUCGGGCAUAAGUCAAAAUGAUAGUGAAAUUGAAACACUCAUUCCUAAUCAAACUCAUUUUGUAACUUUAAAAACAGGACCAUUAACAUUAUUUGAUGACGAAGAAGAAAAAUGGUAUAUUAUAGCAAGUCAAGUUUUUCUUCCAUUUAUGAUUGCUGGUUGUGGUAUGGUAGCUGCUGGACUUGUUCUUGAACGUGUUAAGGAAUUAAGUGUAUUUAAAGAAAUAACAGAAAUUUAUAUACUUGUUCCAGCUUUACUUGGUUUAAAAGGAAAUUUAGAAAUGACAUUAGCGUCACGUCUAUCUACACAAGCUAAUAUUGGAAAUAUGGAUAAAAAAGCUGCACUUCGAAGUAUGAUUUUUGGAAAUAUAGUUUUAACACAAUUACAAGCUAUUAUUGUUGGUUUUUUGGCCGCUAUUGUAUCACUUGCUAUGGGUUGGGUACCACAAGGACAUUUUAAUAUUCGACAUGCACUUGUUUUAUGUAGUAGUAGUGUUGCAACAGCAUCCAUUGCUUCAUUAGCAUUAGGUGGAAUAAUGAUUAUUGUAAUUGUCAGUUCUCAUAAAUGUAAAGUCAAUCCAGAUAAUAUUGCUACACCAAUAGCAGCAUCAUUAGGAGAUUUAACAACGUUAGCUGUUUUAGCUGGUAUUGGUGGUUUUUUGUUUAAAAUUAUUGAUAAUUAUACAUGGUUACCAAUAAUGAUAACAAUUAUUUUUUUAAUUUUAACACCAAUUUGGAUUGUUAUUUCUUAUCGAAAUGAAUAUGUUAAAGAUGUACUUAUUCAUGGAUGGUCACCAGUUGUAGCUGCAAUGUUUAUUUCCAGUGCGGGUGGUCUUAUAUUAGAUUUUGCCGUUCAAACACUUCGUGGUGUUGCUGUUUUUCAACCUGUUAUGAAUGGUGUUGGUGGUAAUUUAGUAGCUGUUCAAGCAAGUCGACUUUCUACUGCUCUUCAUCAACAUGGUAAACCAGGAGAAUUUAAAGAUGCUGCACAUUAUUAUGCUUCAAAAAUUUGUCCUAAUCCAUAUAAAGUUUUUUUUUCGAAAAAAAGUAAUUCAUCAACAACACGUGUUUUAUUAUUUAUGGCUGUACCAGGUCAUCUAACAUUUGUUUUUAUUAUUUCCAAAUUAGCAACAGAUCAUACUCGACUUUCGAUUAUUUUCAUAUUUUUUUAUCUUAUUGCCGCACUUAUUCAAGUUGCUAUUCUUCUAUACAUUGCUCAAUGGAUGGUAGCUUUUGUAUGGAGACAUGAACGUGAUCCAGAUAAUGUAUGCAUUCCAUAUUUGACAGCAAUUGGAGAUCUACUUGUAUCAUCAAUAUCUUGUUAUAAAUGUUUUUCAAUCAACGGUAGUAAUCCAUUAUGUGAAGAUUUCUUUCAAGGCGAUAUGUCGGGUACAACAUCACUUCUUCAGACGCCAUGUUUAACUAAUUUACGUGGACGUCAAGGUCUUUUUCCUGCAACACAUUGUAUUAAAUUAGUUGCUUAUUCAGGAGAAGCUAAAUCUGUUCAAUAUACAUAUCGCACAUGUAGUAGAGAUGAAGGUGAUGAUAAUGGAAUAACUCGUACUAGUCAUUGUGGUUUUAUUAAACUUGAUUGGAUUCAUCCACAUCGACGAUUUCGUGGAUGUUUAAGUAUAUGUGAUAAAGAUGCAUGUAAUCAAGCUUAUUAUCAUUCAAUUUCAAUAUGGAAUAUAAUAUUUUAUCUUAAUUUAUUAUUACUAUUACUUUGUGUUUAA
Messenger RNA from Rotaria sp. Silwood1, 1863 nucleotides. Lineage: Eukaryota; Metazoa; Rotifera; Eurotatoria; Philodinida; Philodinidae. The record is from the annotation of a GenBank genome assembly.